Molecule: messenger RNA, 3212 nt
Organism: Capra hircus (goat)
Lineage: Eukaryota; Metazoa; Chordata; Mammalia; Artiodactyla; Bovidae
Gene: CLCN1
Product: chloride voltage-gated channel 1
Exons: 23
Coding region: 79-3048 (989 amino acids)
Biological process (GO): chloride transport; transmembrane transport
Cellular component (GO): membrane
Molecular function (GO): voltage-gated chloride channel activity
Source: RefSeq, a predicted model, not a curated record
GCAGGAGGAGAGGCUUAAGGAGCUGUUCUCAGGGGAGGGUGGGGGCCGGCAGGCCGAAGCCUGGCCGGGGGCAGGGGCAUGGAGCCGUCGGAGGCCCAGCCGCGCGGGGGCGAGCCCAGCUGGUGGGGCAGCGCCCCCCAGUACCAGUACAUGCCCUUUGAGCACUGCACCAGCUACGGACUGCCCUCCGAGGACGGGGGUCUGCAGCGCAGGCUCCGGAGGGACGCAGGCCCCCAUGCCAGCGCCCACCCAACACAGAUUUAUGGCCACCACAAAGGGCAGUUCUCAGGCAAGGAGCAGGACAACGAGAUGCCCAAGACGAUGGGCUCCAGCGCUUCCGUGGACAGCAAGGACGAGGAUCACUAUUCUAAAUGUCAAGAUUGUAUGCACCGCCUGGGACUCGUGGUGAGAAGAAAGUUAGGGGAAGACUGGAUCUUUCUGGUGCUUCUGGGGCUCCUGAUGGCUCUGGUUAGCUGGUGCAUGGAUUAUGUCAGUGCCAAAACACUUCAGGCCUACAAGUGGUCCUACUACCAGAUGCAGCCCAGCCUGCCUCUGCAAUUCCUGGUCUGGGUCGGCUUCCCCCUAACCCUCAUCCUCUUCAGCGCCCUCUUCUGCCAGCUCAUCUCUCCCCAGGCUGUCGGCUCUGGAAUUCCUGAAAUGAAGACAAUUCUUCGCGGGGUGGUCCUGAAGGAGUAUCUCACCCUCAAGGCCUUCGUGGCCAAGGUAGUGGCCCUCACCGCGGGGCUGGGCAGUGGCAUUCCUGUAGGGAAAGAGGGCCCUUUUGUUCACAUUGCCAGCAUCUGCGCGGCCAUCCUCAGCAAAUUCAUGUCGGUGUUCUGUGGGGUGUAUGAGCAGCCAUACUAUUACACUGACAUGCUGACGGUGGGCUGUGCCGUGGGAGUCGGCUGCUGUUUUGGGACACCUCUUGGAGGAGUGCUGUUUAGCAUCGAGGUCACCUCCACCUACUUCGCUGUGAGGAACUACUGGCGAGGAUUCUUUGCAGCCACGUUCAGCGCCUUUGUUUUCCGAGUGCUGGCCGUGUGGAACAAGGAUGCUGUCACCAUCACAGCCCUCUUCAGAACCAAUUUCCGAAUGGACUUCCCCUUUGACCUGCAGGAACUCCCAGCCUUUGCAAUUAUCGGGAUUUGCUGUGGGUUCCUGGGAGCUGUGUUUGUGUAUCUGCAUCGCCAAGUCAUGCUUGGUGUCCGAAAGCACAAGGUCCUCAGCCAGUUUCUGGCUAAGCACCGCCUGCUCUAUCCUGGAAUUGUCACCUUUGUCAUCGCCUCCUUCACCUUUCCACCAGGAAUAGGGCAGUUCAUGGCCGGAGAGCUGAUGCCUCGGGAAGCCAUCAGUACCCUGUUUGACAACAAUACGUGGGUAAAACAUAUGGGGGACCCUGAGAGCCUGGGCCGGUCAGCUGUGUGGAUCCACCCCAAAGCCAGCGUUGUUCUCGUCCUCCUCCUCUUCUUCAUCAUGAAGUUCUGGAUGUCCAUCGUGGCCACCACCAUGCCCAUACCCUGCGGAGGCUUCAUGCCUGUGUUCGUGCUCGGAGCUGCAUUCGGAAGGCUAGUAGGAGAGAUCAUGGCCAUGCUUUUCCCAGAUGGUAUCUUGUUUGAUAACAUCAUCUAUAAGAUCCUACCUGGGGGCUAUGCAGUUAUUGGAGCAGCAGCGCUGACUGGCGCGGUGUCCCACACAGUCUCCACGGCCGUGAUUUGCUUCGAACUAACGGGUCAGAUUGCUCACAUCCUACCCAUGAUGGUGGCUGUUAUUUUGGCCAACAUGGUGGCUCAGAGCCUGCAGCCCUCCCUUUACGACAGCAUCAUCCAGGUCAAGAAGCUACCCUACUUGCCUGACCUUGGUUGGAACCAGCUCAGCAAAUUUACAAUCUUUGUUGAGGACAUCAUGGUACGGGAUGUGAAGUUUGUUUCAGCUUCCUGCACAUACGAGGAGUUGCGAAACCUGCUCCAGACCACCACAGUCAAGACUCUACCACUGGUUGAAUCGAAAGAUUCAAUGAUCCUGCUGGGCUCCGUGGAGCGGUCAGAACUUCAGUCCCUCCUGCAGCGUCACCUGUGUCCCGAGCGGAGGCUGCGGUUGGCCCAGGACAUGGCGAGGAAGCUGUCCGAGCUGCCCUUCGACGGGAAGGUGCGGCCAGCGGGGGUAGGGCGCUCUGGUGUCUGGCCCCAGGGUCGACCCGAGUCCUUUGCCUUUGUGGAUGAAGAUGAAGAUGAGGAUCUCUAUGGGAAGCCCGAGAUGCCUCCUCUUCACCCUCCUCACCCCCUUCCUACUGAUCCACUGCCCCCCGAAGAGCCCAAUGGGCCCCUGCCCAGCCACAAACAGCAGCUGGAAGCACUGGCGUCUACAGGUCCAAGACCUUCCAUCUUUCGGUCCCUGCUUCACUGCUUGCUAGGCAGAGCUCGCCCCAAAAAGAAGAAAAUGACCCAGGAUUCAACGGAUUUAGUGGAUAACAUGUCUCCUGAAGAGAUUGAGGCCUGGGAGCAGGAGCAGCUGGGCCAGCCUGUCUGUUUUGACUCUUGCUGUAUUGACCAGUCCCCCUUCCAGCUGGUGGAGCAGACGACUCUGCACAAGACCCACACCCUCUUCUCCCUCCUGGGCCUCCACCUUGCUUACGUGACCAGCAUGGGGAAGCUGAGGGGUGUGCUGGCCCUGGAGGAGCUGCAGAAGGCCAUUGAGGGACACACCAAGUCUGGGGUGCAGCUCCGCCCCCCUCUUGCCAGCUUCCGGAGUACAACUUCCACUCGGAAGAACACCGGGGUCCUGCUGCCUCCUGCAGAGGGCUGGAGCCUGCCUGAGGACGGAGCUGGGGCCACUGGGGCAGGGGACAUGACCCCUGCCUCCCCAGAGACCCCCGUGCCAUUCCCCUUCCCGGAACACCCCCUCUCCCAGGCUCCAGCCAAGGCAGAGAGCGAGCUGGAGGAGCUGGAGCUGGUGGAGGGGCCAGGGCCCGAGGAGGAGCUGGCCGAUAUCCUUCAGGGCCCCAGUCUGCGCUCCACGGAUGAGGAGGAUGGGGACGAACUGGUCCUUUGACUACCUCCCUGGCCUCCUCACAAAGACUGUCCAGGGACCCAGGAGAGAGUGCACAGGGUGCACGGUGUGGGAGAGUGUGCUUCCUAAAGCUGGUGGGGAUCACAUCAAUACACAGCCUCUCCUGGGAGUUUUUAAAAAUGUGAUCCUUGGAGGAGGAACUGGAA